Messenger RNA from Linnemannia hyalina, 1755 nucleotides. The record is from the annotation of a GenBank genome assembly. NCBI's taxonomy places the organism in Eukaryota, Fungi, Mortierellomycota, Mortierellomycetes, Mortierellales, Mortierellaceae.
AUGUCUGAUUCUGGCGACUCCUCUGAUUCCGAGGUCUACAUCCCCCGUGACCCCGUUGUUCCUCUCCCCGUCACCGGCCCCCGUGAGCGCAAAAAGGUCGAGCGCUUUGCCGUCCCUGUCGUCGAGAAGGCCGAGAAGAAGUUGGUCAUUCCCGAGGGCAAGGGCACCAAGCUCGGCUCUAUCGUCACUGUCAACGCCAACCUGGACAAGUUGAAGUCCAGCGAUGAGACCGUCAAGGGACUCCACCGUCUCCUCUUCGGUCGCGUCGCCCCCUCCAAGAGCCCCAAGACCGACCUCAAGGCAUUCAACGGAUUUGAGUACUUGAACGAGAAGGACGAGGAGGCUCUUGAGGAGAAGCUCGGAAAGUGGACCGUUGGUGGUCUUCGCGAGCUCAUUGAUGUCUUCAACCUCGAAGCUGGCGGUGACAAGGAUGCUUUGCUCGAGCGCCUCAUGGUCUUCUUGAAGAAGCCCGAGGACUCUGGUCUUGUCCCUCGCGCCCAGAAGGCCGCUCAGGAUGCCAAGGAGAAGAAGGCUCAGGCUCUUGCUGUCAAGAAGGCCAAGGCCGCUGCCAAGGCCAAGAAGAGCGCCGAGCUCAAGGCCAAGAAGAGCGAGCAGAAGAAGGCCCAGGCGGCCAAGAAGAAGGCUGCCCUCGCCAAGGCCAAGGCUGCCGCUAAGGCCUCCAAGGCUUCCAAGACUUCCACCUCUACCUCUACCCGCGCCCCCAAGGUCCGCUCCGCCUUCGACAUGUACGUCAAGGAUCACCAGAAGGAUAUCAAGGACGCCGCUCCCGAUGCAUCCCGUGCCGACAUCUACAAGAAGCUCGUUGACAAGUGGGAGGCUGUUGAUUCCGUCGUCAGAGAGGACUAUGAGACUAAGGCCGUCGCUGAGAACGCCAAGAGCGCCGAUAAGAGAGCCAAGGCUGCCCAGGAGGCCAAGAAGGAGAAGAAGGCCCCCAAGGCUGCUGCCGCUGUCGACGCCAAGAAGGCUAAGAAGGAGAAGGCUUCAAAGACUGACAAGGCUACCAAGGAGAAGAAGGAGAAGAAGGAGAAGAAGGAGAAGGCUACCAAGGAGACCAAGGAGACCAAGGAGACCAAGGAGCCCAAGGCCGCCAAGGCCACUAAGGCUAACAAGGCCGAGAAGGCACCCAAGGAGAAGAAGGAGAAGGGCACCAAGGCUGCCGCCGCUGCUGAUGGUGAGAAGAAGGCCAAGGCCCCCAAGGAGAAGAAGGAGAAGGCUGCCAAGGUUGAGACCACCGAGAAGGCCACCCCCAAGGAGAAGAAGGUCGCCAAGGAGCCCAAGGCCGCCAAGGCUGAUAAGGCUGACAAGACCGACAAGACCGAGAAGGCCCCCAAGGAGAAGAAGGAGAAAGCCCCCAAGGCUGCCGCCGCUGCAUCAACAACCGAGACCAAGAAGGCACCCAAGGAGAAGAAGGAGAAGGCUGCCAAGGCUGAGAAGGAGAGCAAGGAAGAGACCAAGCCCAAGAAGGCUGCCAAGCCCGCCGCACCCAAGGCCAAGGAGGAGAGCGCAGAGAAGCCCAAGGCCGCUCCCAAGAAGGCUGCCAAGGCUGAUGCUCCCGCCGCUGCCAAGGCUGAUGCCCCUAAGGAGAAGAAGAAGGAGAAGGCCCCCAAGGCCGCCGCUGCCGUCGAGAAGAAGCCCGAAGCCGCCGCUGGCAAGAAGAGAAAGGCCGACAGCACGGACGUCGCCGUUGCCAAGAAGCCCAAGGCCAAGGCAGCAGCAACACCAAAAGACAAGUAG